Mollisia scopiformis is the source of this 1836-nucleotide messenger RNA. RefSeq lists its product as uncharacterized. Gene Ontology annotation, biological process: intracellular iron ion homeostasis; copper ion import; iron ion transport. Bases 1 to 1836 code for a protein of 611 amino acids. Gene Ontology annotation, molecular function: ferric-chelate reductase activity. Gene Ontology annotation, cellular component: plasma membrane. The transcript is spliced from 4 exons. NCBI's taxonomy places the organism in Eukaryota, Fungi, Ascomycota, Leotiomycetes, Helotiales, Mollisiaceae. The record is from RefSeq and is a predicted model, not a curated record.
AUGAUCACCAUCUCGACGCUUCGAGAGAGCUGUAUUCUCAUGGGUUACGACUGUAUUGUUUCCAAAGAGUCAAUCGCCACCGGAUUGGUACAUCAGAUAUCAAGCCCAGCUCCUGCAAAACCCAAGUCGCUAAUAUUCCAAGCUCAAGCAACAAUUUCUGCAAUCAUCCGAGAAUACAGCAAUUAUUCAUUAUCAGUCUCUAUCCGAGGAAAAUGGUGUUAUCUGGCCACCACAGGACCUGCAACUUUGGUGAUUGGGUACCUCUUAGCCGUAGACCUCUUAGAAUGGGAAGAUCUUGGUUAUAGAGCAGGAUUCAUUGCUGUCUCUCAACGUAAUAUCAUCGGUGCUCUCACUGGAGUUGGCUAUGAACGUCUUGCUUGGUUGCAUCGUUGGAUUGCCCACUCUCUUCUAUUCACCGUCCUUCUGCAUAUCUUCUUCUGGUUUGAAGAAUGGGACAAAUACGAUUAUACGGCCACGAAAAUCAAGGAGGACCCUCUUACUCAGAAAGGUCUUAUCGCAGGCGGUAUCCUCCUCUGGAUCGUCAUCUCAUCAGCUGCACCAAUUCGUGGAGUAUCAUACGAAUUUUUCGUCACACAACAUAUCAUCUCUUGGAUAGCCUUCAUAACUGCUCUUUGGAUGCACGUUCCAGCCGAAAAUAAAGGCUGGAUCUACGUUCCUAUCGCAUUUUGGGGAUUCGAUCGACUUACUCGUUUGGCUUACAUCAUUUACAACAACUUUUCUCUCUUCCAUAAGAGAAGUUCUGGUGUCUUAGCAUGCAAAGCAACCUUCACACCUCUCGACGAAUGCCACACCCGCAUUACCAUUGCCCAUCCGCCCAUCUCGUGGACACCAGGCCAACACGUCUUCCUCUCCGUUCCGGUCCUCGCCCCCUUCUCCUCUCACCCCUUCACAAUCGCCUCUCUACCUACCGACAACACUAUGGAAUUCGUCAUUCGCGCAAAGAAAGGAGCAACAAGACAAUUCUUCAAAUACGCCGAUAAAAUAGCUCCAGUUCUCCCUUCAUACUCAUCCGCGUCAUCCAUCAACGAAGAAAGAACCGAAACAAGAACCGUUCUAAUCGAUGGCCCAUACUCUCGCAUCCGCCCCCUCCGCCAAUUCUCCAGUGUCCUUUUCAUCGCCGGCUCAACAGGCGCGACCUUCACCGUCCCCUUGCUCCGCGACCUCGUCCAAACCUGGUCCAAAUCCUCCUCAUCCAAUCAACCUUCAUCCUCUCUAAAAUCCGGAAUCUUCCUCCAACCGCCUCCCAACGCCACUAUCACCCACCGCAUCCGCUUCAUCUGGGUCCUCAAACACUCAGCCUGGACAUCCUGGUUCCGCGCACAUCUCGAAAACGCCCUCCUCACCGUCCACGACUUGAAAAAGAAAGGAAUGGACAUUGAGCUCGAGAUCGACAUUUAUACCACCUCUUCCUCGUCCCCUUCUCCAGACGAAAAGCGCGAACAUGCCCUCCAUAUCCUAUCCUCCUCUCCAGACUCUAACUCUCUCUCCGCACGUCCACCACUACGGACCUCCCCCUCCUCAUCCUCCUCCUUAUCCCUCGACAAAACCUACAACGAAACCAUAACCUCGUACUCUCAACCCCUCUCCCAUCGCCCUCAAAUCUCCUUCCAAACCGGAAGGCCGCCGCUGAAAGAGACUGUGAGGCAAGAAGCCGAGAAAGCGAAGGGCGAGAUGGCGGUUGUUGUUUGUGGGCCGGGGGGGAUGGUGAGGGAGGUGAGGAAUGAGGUUUGUGUGGUUAGUGAUGAGAGGGGGGCGUGUAAGGGGAGUGGGGCGAUGGGGAUUUGGGUUCAUGGGGAGGGGUUUGGGUAUGCUUGA